CUUUGGAAAUACACUAUUUUAAAACACUUUCUAGAAGAACGGCUCACCGUUGGGCGACACUAAUGAAUGAUAUUAAGUUAUUCAUUCAACGCUUACAAACCGUGAGCUUCAAGAAACAGGUAGCAAUAGCAAAUAAAGACCGACGACGAUAACAACAGCUCGGUGGGUACAACUUGAUAAGAAUUCUGACAGUUUUUUAAAGUACCCACUCGCAUUGAUGCUCGAGCUCGAUGCGUAUGUAUAAUAAGCGUUGCCAGUAUUUUCAGGUUAAAUUACCUUUGGAUUGAAUAGAGCUGUGUGAUAUUUGUUUUGACUGGAAACAGAAUCAUAUUUGCGCUGUUCCUGAAUUCGUUGUUCUUGCUGAAAGGAUUGUAUAUUGUACAUAUUUAGUGUAUUGUUUUCAAUAAUCAUACCUAUUUCUAGUGGUGACCAAGCUGGUUCAAUUUCCUUGCUCUUUGAUUUAAAAUCUAAGCAUCUGAAGCUCGCUGAACGGCUUGAAUUGUAAUUUGUCUCGCGUGGCAGAUAUAUUUUCAAUGACAAUGAGCGUUGAACGUCGCUCUCAGGGGACAAUGCCGUUGGCGCCGAAGAUUUGGACACGUGAUGAAAUUUUUACGUUUUUAGACAUUUUUGAGUCCACAUUUCACGCUUCGGUAUCCGAUCCUUUCGAUUCCGAAUCGGACAUGUGGGAAUGCAUUUCAGAAAAACUACAGACUGCAGGCUGCAUCGUUUCGCCUCAACAUUGUCAGAGUAAGUGGAACCUUCUCUACAAAACAUUCACACAGGCUCCGAAUAGGCAGAGUGUAUUUUACCCAAAAAUCAAGCAGAUUGUUGAGUUUUCUCAGCAAAUAAGCGAAGAUCAAAGUGAAGAGUCGUCUCCUGCUGAGUGUAAAAAGAUUGAAGAGAUCGAUCAGUAUGAAAUAAUUACUUCUGACAUAAGGCCCGAAGAUUUCAAUUCAAUAGAAGGGAUGAGUGAAGACAACGACCAAUGCACUGAUAAAUCUAAAAAUUUGGAAGAGCGAUUAGAAACUGAAAAAAUAACGAAUACUAGCAGUAGCCACUUAGAAACAACAAGAGAAAAUUUGUUUCCAAUAGUAUCGUCUGAAACAAUCAAUAGCGAUAACGACAAUAGUAGGGUAGACGCAUUUGAAUGCAAAUGCUCUUCCAAACACUGCGUAAAUAAUCUAGGAAAAAUGUUGAAAGAUAUUUUCACCAAGUUAGAUGCUAUUCAUAACGAACAGAUUGGCUUGAAAAAUCGCUUGACGGCAGUAGAGAAAUUACAAUCUGAAAACAACAAAUUAUUGUUCGAAAUAAAAACUUCAAGUGAGUCCAAAAAAGCACAAUAGAAAAAGAAUGCGUCUUCGAUUGCAAAAAAAAAAAAUAAUUGUACAACAGGAAGGAUGUUUAUUCUAUAUUCCAAGAUGAGACUUUUUACUAUAGACAACUUCUAUCAUACUCAUUAUUCAUUUCGGUUGCGUUGAAAGAAUUUAUUAUAAGCUCGCGUAUUUCAUAUGUGUUCGUAACUAAAGUAAGUAGGUUUAGUCAACACUUGGAGUGAUUGGCAAAGAAAUGCAAUUUGCAGUACGAACUAGAGUAAUGACGACAUAAACUAAACUCUCUUCUCUUCGGUCUACAGAAAAAUUUCUUUAUCUAAAUUUUCCAUUUUUUUAUUGAUAUAAAAUCAUCUCUAAAAUUACAUUAGAAACUUGUUCUAGACUUCUUAUUGUAUUUAUAUUUUGAAUUAUUGUGAGCUGUUUCCAGCGUCUGUAAUAAAUCCAAUAUUCACUAAAGCUGAUAUUUCUGAGAGAGACCUUAAUCUUUGUAAAGCCACUUCCUUAUAAACAUAAUAUUGAAUAAAAUUAAUACCUUAAUUGUGAUUAAGUUUUGAAUCAUGUCUGACAGAACGAAUUCACGUAGUAAUUCACAACUUUUUCCGUAAGCUAUUCAUAUACCUGAGAGAGGGAAAGGAAAUUACGAAAAAAAAAACUCAGCUGCUUUAUGGUUGGCAAUAUACGGCUCAACUUGCGCAGCCUUUUGUGGGUUGUCGGUACUUUUUUCGCGAAUUGAUUAUGAUUCCGCACAUAGGUGGGCAAAGAGUGCGUAAAUUGGUGUGCAGUAUGGAGCAAGUUUGUACGAAGGGGCGGCCAAAUGAGGUAAACAGGGUGGUAGUGGAUUAUAAAAUUGAUUCACGCCCAACAGUAUAUAAAACUAAACAUAAACUCUCGCUGUCUGUAGCAUCCCGCCAAACGUAAUAGCAAAGCGGCACCUCUUUCGGUAAACGUGAUCAAGUACGGAAGAUUUUAAUCACCUUUUUACGGUUCUCAUGUUCGGAAAGGCCACGAUUUUUUCUGUAAGGGCUAAUUGUCGUUGAACUCUUUUCGCUUCAAAUCGUGACAAGAUGGAUUAUUACAGAGGUAUCAAAGUAUUUCGAAUAAAAGGUAUAAAAUAGGCCGUAUGAAUAAAAGAGUUCUCCCAUGAGAUUUGCACGGGAUGAGUAAAGCAAACGCUUUUAUUAAUAUGACCUAAUGUAUUCAUGAAGUUUUUUAGUCAGUGUCAUUUCGUAGCGACCGUAUCUCUGUAGUUAACCGAUAGACCACUUGAUCCCUUCAAGAUCAAGAUAAUAAUUGUUAGAUAUGAGAUUUUUCUCAGUGUAAAAACUACCGCGUACACAACGAGCAUCGUUGACCGGCAUU
Molecule: messenger RNA, 2690 nt
Organism: Wyeomyia smithii (pitcher-plant mosquito)
Lineage: Eukaryota; Metazoa; Arthropoda; Insecta; Diptera; Culicidae
Exons: 2
Coding region: 534-1343 (269 amino acids)
Source: RefSeq, a predicted model, not a curated record